Molecule: messenger RNA, 285 nt
Organism: Geosmithia morbida
Lineage: Eukaryota; Fungi; Ascomycota; Sordariomycetes; Hypocreales; Bionectriaceae
Product: mitochondrial import inner membrane translocase subunit TIM8
Exons: 2
Coding region: 1-285 (94 amino acids)
Source: RefSeq, a predicted model, not a curated record
AUGAACACUGCCCAGUCUUCCCUCGACAACGUCGACCUGGACAAGCUCAACGACCAGGACAAGCAGGAGCUGCGUCAGUUCCUCAACAACCAGCAGCAGCGUUCACAGAUCCAGUCCCAGACUCACCAGCUCACCCAGAUCUGCUGGACAAAGUGCGUCCCCGGCAGCAUCAACGGCGCCAAGCUCGACAAGAACGAGGAGGGAUGCCUGGCCAACUGUGUGAAUCGGUUCAUGGACCUCAAUUUCCUUACUGUUAAGCACCUCAACUCGAUGCGCAGCGGUUAA